Molecule: messenger RNA, 2597 nt
Organism: Trichoplusia ni (cabbage looper)
Lineage: Eukaryota; Metazoa; Arthropoda; Insecta; Lepidoptera; Noctuidae
Exons: 5
Coding region: 1101-2444 (447 amino acids)
Molecular function (GO): protein binding
Source: RefSeq, a predicted model, not a curated record
GCGACAACUGUUUUAUUUAAUGAUACUAUGGAAAAAUAGGUAAUGAGAAAACUAUUUUGUUUAUUUACUUGAAUACAAACAGUAUUUUUUUACUUAAUCUGAUCAAGCAAUGUCCCUGUAAAAGGAUAUUAAUAUCCUCUGAGCGUCUUCAAAACGAUCUCUGCUCUGCCCUUACAAUUUUGGAAGAAGCGGAAAUAGUUUCUAGAAAUAGUACACGUAUCUUCUCGCCGGUUUACAAAAUAUGCCAUUAUCCAUAGCUUGAUGAUAUAUAUUAUACAGCCAAAUGGGCUAUCUAACACUAAAGUAAUUUAAAAAAUCGUACUAGUAGUUUUUUAAUAUCUCUGAACAAAGUUUUUCUUACAUUUUUAUAUGUUACCAUUUAUUACAUAGACUAUGUUAAGGUUACCAUUCGACCUCCUCGCAUCGUUAUGCUUAAUACGGUCGUAGUCCCACGUUUAUUGAGCGAUCUUUUUUUGAAUAUGUUGCGCUACCUUCUAAUAUAUGUAUUUGACAUUGAAGAACACGACAUGAAGCUUGGGGUUCAGCUUAUAGCGGAUUUCGUCCGAUCAUCUGCGAGCUACGACCGCUCUAACGUCUGCCUUUUACCUUUGACCUAACCCUUACCAAUACCAACCAUAAGUUAUUCAGUGUUUUUCGUACUUUCUGGCUGUGUCCGAAAAACUCGAAAACUCGUAAUAAGCACAUGUGGAAACCUUAACAUGAAAGGGGUUAAAGGUUAUGGUGGUGGAGCAAAAAAUAGUUACAGUCCUACGCAAAAACGAAUUUUAGUCACGCAGAUUUGAUAUAACCCCCAAUCAAAAACAACAAUAUUACUCAGGCCUUUGUGGCUGUCAACCUUUGUCUCGAAACAAAGGCCAUGAAGGCGAUUCAAAAACAAAGUUUAGUCAUUCGCAAAUUAAUCGAUGCCACCAUAUCAGGAAGCCCUACAUUUAGAUGUAGAGUUUAUCCACCCCGUACGCUACCGGCGCCGGCGCAGCCAGCCGUGACGGCGGCCAGCUCGCGGCACAGCAUUAGUGUCGCGGGCGCGUGCGCGGGAACACCUGGCCAGGGAACUACUGGAGCAGCCAACGCACGCCGACAUGAAGAGAAUCUUCAACAAAUUCAGAGAGAAAAUUACGUUUAAAGAGUUACCGCCGCCGUACAGUGAACGAGUGAACGAUUGUGAUGCUUAUGAAAUACAGAGAUACAAUAAUACGAGUGAUGCACCCCCAGCAUGCGAAGUCUUAGACUUGCUAGCGAACUGCAAGAUAUCUACUACAGAUGACAAUCCUGAUAACAGUGUGGAAUACGCAGAAAUACAGGAAAUGGGUCUCUGGCACUCUACGCCUUUAGCGCAUCGCCAUAAAUCAAAAAUAUCUCUUACGUGGGUGUUAAAAGAAAAUUUAGAAAAUGCGAAACUCACCACGGAAAAAUUUCAAACGGAAGAUAAGAUAAAAAAUACAAUAAUUAGGAAUGAAAUAGACAAGAACCACAAUCAGAAGUUAAAUGAAAACGAACGUUACAGAAAGUGCAAGUCGAGAGAUGGGAAAGAUAGGGUCGUGGGACGCAACGAGUAUUAUCAUAAUCUUAGGUUUAGGACCGCGUGUGAAGAGUUUGCUAAUGUGCACGACACUUACUCCGACACGAGUGUCGGUACGGAGGAGCACGUGAGGAGGAAGCACAGGCAUCGCCACAGGAGGAAGAAGAAGACUCACACAGAAAAAUUUGGAUACGACAUUCGAGAUUUGGAUAGCUUUCUUACAGAGGCCACGAUAGACCGUCCGGGAAACAUUCCCGUGGUAAUAGCCUACCCCAGCGUGUUGUACCAGACGCAGAAGGAAGGGCAGCAGGAGCUGGCACUGCCGCUAGGGACCGUCGUGAACGCGGUGUUCAAGAAUGAGCAGUGGCUGUACGCGCAGACGCCGCAUGGUGACGAGGGAUACGUGCUGUAUAGCGCGUGCUUACCACUAGGGAUACUGCCUAAUAGAACUUCGCCCCAAAAGAAAACUCCAUGUUGGGAAAGCAGUACCGACAUCUACCCGCGGCCCUGCGGCAAUCUGACAGACAACGAGAAGGAACAACUGCGAGGGAGAACUCGCUCCGAAUGCCGCUACCCGACUAAAACGAAACGCAGAUCCAAGACAUCCUGUGCGGAAAAGGACUUUGACACCCUAUAUUUAAAGACCAAAUCCGUGUGUUCCAAUUUAGAUAAAAUACACGAGAAGGAAAAACAAGUGAAGAGACAGACUCUUUUGGUGGUGAAUAGUGAUUAUACCGGGAGUGUGUUGAACAAAACGUUGUCGGUUCAAAAGGGGGAUGUGGUGGUGUUAGUGCAGGGAGGGAGCGUGGAGACGGAUGUGGACGCAGAGUGGUUCUAUGUAAAGAAGAGGGACGGCACCCAGGGAUUCAUACCUGCUGUAGUAGCCGGACACGGAUAUAUUUAAGUUAUUGAUACAGACUUUGAAAAUUGUGAUUCAGUGUUCAGGCAAAAUUAAACCUUAAGGUCAGAACGGUAAAGUUCAAACUUAGGAUACGCUUUAAAAUAAUGAAAUUGGCGCUUUAUAAUAACUUGUAAAUAAAACUGUUUUGUUAUAGCA